Mastomys coucha (southern multimammate mouse) is the source of this 3902-nucleotide messenger RNA. It is a transcript of the gene Cdh13, whose product is annotated as cadherin 13. The record is from RefSeq and is a predicted model, not a curated record. Gene Ontology annotation, cellular component: plasma membrane; adherens junction; catenin complex. Gene Ontology annotation, biological process: homophilic cell-cell adhesion; cell-cell junction assembly; adherens junction organization. The coding region runs from base 239 to 2383 and encodes 714 amino acids. The transcript has 14 exons. NCBI's taxonomy places the organism in Eukaryota, Metazoa, Chordata, Mammalia, Rodentia, Muridae. Gene Ontology annotation, molecular function: cadherin binding; calcium ion binding.
CCCUAUCUGCCAUGCAAAACGAGGGAGCCUUAUGAAGGAAUCCGUCUUGUAAAGCCAUUGGUCCUGGUCAUCAGCCGCUACCCAAUGCUUUCGCGAUGCUGCCGCUGAUCUAUUUGGGAAGUUGGCUGGCUGGCGAGGCAGAGCCUCUCCUCAAAGGCUGGCUCCCACGGAAAAUAUGCUCAGUGCAGCCGCGUGUGUGAAUGCAAACGCCGCCAGGCGCUUCUUCUAGUCGGGCAAGAUGCAGGCGAGAACUCCGCUCACCCUGUGCGUCCUGCUGUCCCAGGUGCUCCUGGUAACAUCUGCAGAUGAUUUGGAAUGCACCCCUGGAUUCCAGCAGAAAGUGUUACACAUCCACCAGCCUGCCGAAUUCAUCGAGGACCAGCCCGUCCUAAACUUGACCUUCAGCGACUGCAAGGGCAAUGAGAAGCUGCACUAUGAGGUCUCAAGCCCACACUUCAAGGUGAACAGCGAUGGCACCUUAGUGGCUCUCAGAAACAUCACUGCAGUGGGCAGGACCCUGUUUGUCCAUGCGAGGACUCCUCAUGCUGAAGAUAUGGCAGAACUCGUGAUUGUUGGGGGAAAAGACAUCCAGGGCUCCUUGCAGGAUAUUUUUAAAUUUGCAAGGACAUCUCCCGUCCCAAGACAAAAGAGGUCCAUUGUGGUGUCCCCCAUCUUGAUCCCAGAGAACCAGAGACAGCCUUUCCCCAGAGAUGUCGGCAAGGUAGUCGAUAGUGACAGACCCGAAGGGUCCAAGUUCCGGCUCACUGGGAAGGGAGUGGAUCAAGACCCUAAAGGAACUUUCAGAAUCAAUGAGAACACAGGCAGCGUCUCCGUGACACGGACCCUGGACAGAGAAACAAUCGCUACUUAUCAACUGUUUGUGGAGACCACGGAUGCCAAUGGCAAAACUCUGGAGGGGCCAGUGCCUCUGGAAGUCAUCGUGAUUGAUCAGAAUGACAAUAGACCCAUCUUCCGGGAAGGCCCUUACAUCGGCCACGUCAUGGAAGGGUCACCCACAGGGACCACGGUGAUGCGGAUGACAGCAUUUGAUGCAGAUGACCCGGCCACUGACAAUGCUCUCCUGAGGUACAACAUCCGUCAGCAGACGCCUGACAAGCCAUCUCCUAACAUGUUCUACAUUGAUCCCGAGAAGGGAGACAUUGUCACCGUGGUGUCACCUGCGCUGCUGGACCGGGAGACUCUGGAAAACCCCAAGUAUGAACUGAUCAUCGAAGCUCAAGACAUGGCAGGAUUGGACGUCGGACUGACAGGCACAGCCACAGCCACCAUUGUGAUUGAUGACAAAAAUGAUCACUCACCAAAAUUCACCAAGAAAGAGUUUCAAGCCACGGUGGAGGAGGGAGCCGUGGGAGUCAUUGUCAACUUGACAGUGGAAGACAGGGAUGAUCCCACGACAGGAGCCUGGAGGGCCGCAUACACCAUCAUCAAUGGAAAUCCUGGGCAGAGCUUCGAGAUCCACACCAACCCACAGACCAACGAGGGCAUGCUCUCUGUGGUCAAGCCCCUGGACUAUGAGAUCUCUGCCUUUCACACCCUGUUGAUCAAAGUGGAGAAUGAGGACCCACUGGUACCCGACGUUUCCUAUGGCCCAAGCUCCACAGCAACUGUCCACAUCACAGUCCUGGAUGUCAAUGAGGGACCAGUCUUCUACCCAGACCCCAUGAUGGUUACUAAACAGGAGAAUAUCUCUGUGGGCAGUGUGCUGCUGACAGUGAAUGCCACGGACCCAGACUCCCUGCAACAUCAAACUAUCAGGUACUCUGUUUACAAGGACCCAGCAGGCUGGCUGAGUAUCAACCCCAUCAAUGGAACCAUCGACACCACAGCUGUGUUGGACCGGGAGUCCCCAUUCGUCCACAACAGUGUGUACACUGCCCUGUUCCUGGCUAUCGACAGUGGCAAUCCUCCUGCGACUGGCACAGGGACUCUGCUGAUAACCCUGGAGGACAUUAAUGACAACGCUCCAGUCAUUUACCCAACGGUGGCUGAGGUCUGCGAUGAUGCCAGAAACCUCAGCGUGGUCAUUCUGGGGGCUUCAGACAAGGACCUGCACCCCAAUACAGACCCCUUCAAGUUCGAGAUUCAUAAACAGACCGUCCCUGAUAAAGUAUGGAAGAUCUCCAAAAUCAACAACACCCACGCCCUCGUGAGCCUUCUUCAGAAUCUGAACAAGGCGAACUACAACCUGCCCAUCAUGGUGACAGAUUCAGGGAAGCCACCCAUGACAAACAUCACGGACCUCAGGGUGCAGGUGUGCUCUUGCAAGAACUCCAAAGUGGACUGCAACGGGGCAGGGACCCUGCACCUCAGCCUCAGCUUGCUGCUGCUCUUCUCGCUCCUCAGCUUAUUGUCAGGUCUGUGAGGACGACACAUCUGAAGCUUGACUCCCAAGUUGCCAUAGCAACAAGAAAAAGAAAAAAAAAACAGGAAAAAAAAAAGUCUAUCCAAAUCUGAAGAUUGCCGUUUACAGCUCUCAAACUUCACAACCAGGCCUCAACUGCCCCACACCCUCCGUUUUCUUUGCAGUUUUGUUUAAUCUGUACCUCACCGUUUGACAGCAUCUUCCUUCCUCCUUUGAUUAAUGGAACCCUCUGGAUUUGCCCUGAAUGUUUAAAGAUCAUGCGUGUCACUGGACCUUAGGGAGCAGAAACGAUGACUACUUUUUCUGAUGUGUUGACAUGUUGCUAGCCAGUGCUCCACCCACGCAGCUGUGUGGUGGGUUCCUAUCUGUACGUGGAUGGGUAUCUGUCUGUGUAUAGACCCAGUAUUUGUGUAGAAGACUGCAGGAGACGCCUGCUUUUGAGAUGGUUAGGUGGAGGAGGUGGAAGCUCAGACAACUCCACCCUCCAGUCAAGGUCAGUCCACUGAGCUGUCUGUCACUCACUUGUAUAGCAAGGGCCUGCUCAGUCUAAACAUGGAAUGCUGACCGACCAGCCAGGCAGGUCCAGGGGUUGGGGAUGGGGGAAGGGCAAGGGAAAGAAGUCCUCUCUGCUUAGGACUGCCACCACGCCCCAUUACCACCAGAUGCCAUGGCUUGAUGUCCUGACUCCCAAGUAGGGAGCAAGGCAUCUUGCCAUCAGAGGCUAAGGGCUGAACAAUUCUCCCACGGGCAAGAGUCUGCCACUGUACCGCCCCAGACCCACAGUCCUAGGGUCCUUGUGGUGACACAGAUCAUGGUGGCGACCCUCUCCCUCUUCGGUGUAUGUACAAGUACAAAUGUCAUCAUGGCGUACCUAUGAAGAGACCAACAGGCACCAUCUUGUAUGCACAUAUAUUACCCACACAUGUACACACGCGUUAUGCAUAUCCGCACCGUUUAUUUCCUAUAUACAGGCAUAAAAUAGAGUAAGCCCAGGUAGUUUUUCAAGUACCCUUCCGUGUGACUACCGUUGUUCGCAAAGCUGAGAAUAAAAAGUUGUUCAUUAUGUCUGGAAAGGAAUUGAGUUUUGUCCUGUGAGCAUGUCAGGCUAAGAAGAACAUCAAUGCUCCCACUAGGGUUUAUCUUCUCCUUGACAAACCGUAAAUGAGCCAUCGAAGGUCACACCAAAACGUUUUCUAUCGAAUGAAGCUAGUGCUGGCCUGUGGCUUUAGAGCUCAGCAGGAGCUAGGGUAAGGUAAGUGUCUUGGUGUGUUUUAAUGCUGUUGCUUACUAGAGGUUUUAACCCCACACGCACUGGCGCGCACAUGCUUACUUCUGCACUCUGUGUCGGCCCCGUGUUUUUGAGUUUGCCUUCCGCCAGCAGUAGAGUCAUAUGUCGUCCUUGUUGUAGUGAGAUUACGUGGGCAGAGAUCCACACACUGCUCUUCGUUUCCAUUUUGGACCAUACAGAAUGCAGAGAUUUUUUUUUUCCAUUAAAAUAAAUGGGUAUUGGUGGUUAAAA